Molecule: messenger RNA, 1509 nt
Organism: Microthlaspi erraticum
Lineage: Eukaryota; Viridiplantae; Streptophyta; Magnoliopsida; Brassicales; Brassicaceae
Source: the annotation of a GenBank genome assembly
AUGAGCAAAACAAUCUUAUCAGGCAAGGCUAACCUAGUGGCGGACGCGUUGAGUAGACGGAGGUAUGAUUCCGCAGUUGAGCGAGAUGUGGAGUCUCUAGUUGGCGAGAUCAGUACCUUGCAGUUUGCUGAUGCGACGAGAGUGACUGGUUCUGAGUAUGAGGUCUCUGCGAAUGGGACUAUCUUGGUUCGUGGGCGAGUUUGUGUGCCUAAGGAUGUGGAGUUGAGACAUCAGAUUUUGGGAGAGGCUCACGCGAGCAAGUUUUCCAUUCAUCCGGGAGCGACCAAGAUGUACCAUGACCUCAAGAGGUACUAUCAUUGGGUCGGGAUGAAGAGGGAUGUAGCAGACUGGGUUGCGAAGUGCAACACUUGUGCCUUGGUGAAGGCAGAGCAUCAGGUUCCGGGUGGUCUUUUGCAGAGUUUACCCAUUCCAGAGUGGAAGUGGGACAGGAUUACGAUGGAUUUCGUGGUUGGACUACCUGUUUCGAGGACUUUCGAUGCUAUCUGGGUGAUUGUGGAUCGGUUGACUAAGUCCGCACAUUUCUUGGCCAUCAAGAAGACAGAUGGAGCUGCUGUCUUGGCUAGGAAGUUUGUGCGAGAGAUUGUGAGGCUGCAUGGAGUGCCAGCUAGUAUUGUGUCAGACCGUGAUCCCAGAUUCACUUCAGAGUUUUGGAGGGCGUUUCAGGCAGAGAUGGGCACUAAGGUGCAUCUGAGUACAGCUUAUCAUCCGCAGACAGAUGGUCAGUCAGAGAGGACUAUUCAGACUUUGGAGGAUUUGCUGAGGAUGUGUGUGUUGGAUUGGGGUGGCCAUUGGGCAGAUCACCUGAGCUUAGUUGAGUUUGCAUACAACAACAGCUUUCAGGCGAGUAUUGGCAUGGCUCCAUUUGAGGCUUUGUAUGGGAGGCCAUGUAGGACACCCCUAUGCUGGACCCAAGUGGGGGAGCGCAGCAUGUAUGGAGCUACUUAUGUUCAGGAGACGACAGAGAAGGUUCGUGUUGUGAGGCUGAACAUGAAGGAGGCUCAGGAUAGGCAGAAGAGUUAUGCAGAUAGACGCAGACGAGAGCUUGAGUUUCAGGUGGGAGAUAGAGUUUAUCUCAAGAUGGCUAUGUUGAGGGGUCCUAACAGAUCCAUAGCAGAGAACAAGCUGAGUCCGCGUUUUAUGGGUCCGUUUCCAGUAGUGGAGCGAGUUGGGCCAUUGGCUUACAGGCUGGAGUUGCCUGAGAUUAUGAAAGCCUUUCACAAGGUUUUUCAUGUGUCGAUGCUGAGGAAGUGUCUUCACCCUACAGAGGAGUUAGUGGCUAGGAUUCCAGAGGAUCUUCAGCCAGAUUUGACAGUGCCGGCAGUGCCUGUGAGGAUUUUAGAGAGGAGGGAAAAGGUUCUGAGGAACAAGAGGAUUCCCUUACUGAGGAUUUUGUGGGAUUGCAGUGGUUCUACAGAGGAGACUUGGGAGCCAGAGGCAAAGAUGAAGUUGAAGUUCAGGAAGUGGUUCGACAAGCAGGUCGAGGAGUGA